Messenger RNA from Vicia villosa (hairy vetch), 534 nucleotides. RefSeq lists its product as uncharacterized. Lineage: Eukaryota; Viridiplantae; Streptophyta; Magnoliopsida; Fabales; Fabaceae. The transcript is spliced from 2 exons. The record is from RefSeq and is a predicted model, not a curated record. The coding region runs from base 1 to 534 and encodes 177 amino acids.
AUGGUGUUUCAGAAGAAGAGGAAGAUAGUUGGAGAUGAAUCUGACAGGCUUCACAAGAAGCGAUCUUCAGGUAUUAAUAUUUCUGAACCUGGUUCUGUACCUGUUUUACCUUCAAAAUUUGUAUCAACAGAAGUUCCCCCAGUUUCUCAACCAGAAAUUCAACCACAAAAAGCCCUAGCUAAAUCACCUCCAACCACCAAAGUUCUCACCCCUCCUCCUUCACCCAAGACUAAAGGCACUGCGCCUUUUCUUGUUUUUGACCACCCAGUUUCUGAACCAAUCCUUGAAGUCUUACCCCUCAACACCCUCUUUCCUCCUUACACCACUAUCUCAAUUUCUCAACCUCCUCCUCAUUCCAACCCCCCUAUUGUAGACAAUCCUGUGGUCUGCAAUACCGCAGCUUCUGAAUCUUUUGAUUCUGAUUCUUUCAACAACCUCUUGCGUGAUUGGCAUAGCUACGAAGAGUUUCGUAGCAGAUCUGCAGGUGUUCGUAGCAAAAGUUACUGGUGUCUCCACGAAGAAGACGAAGCCUAG